UUGAAAGAGACAGCAGUCAGGGGACAGGGAAAAGCAAUAAGGAGAGAAGGUUUGCAGCGAGAGUGCAGGAGAAAGAGCAGCAAGAGCCAGCCAAGUUGGGAAACAAGGAAGAGAGCUGCCGCCUGCUUUCGUUUCUAAGGUAAAUAUUGACUAUGUGUUUGCCUGUUCGCUUGGUUUUUAGACACUGCAGAGAAAAGUGAAGAGAAGACCAGUUUAGCAGAAGCCGUCAUAACCAAGAGCCUCGAGAGCCCAAAGGACAAUCCGGGGAGCUUUGUCUGCCAGUGCUGUGCCCACCACGCCUGUGGGCCGGGCUCCUCAGCAAGAUGCUUGCAGCAAACACGAGUAAAAUACAACAGAACAAGACAGAAUAAAGCCAACUGAGACCAUGGAAUGAAAUUGGUACAGAACUUCACACCAGGUUACCAGGAUAACAGUAAUAGCACCAGGCAGCUAAAUGUCAGCUGCUCCAGUUCAGUGAACAUGGAACUAUUUCUCCAUUACUCCCUCAUCCCAUCAUUUCUCAUCAUUGUGGUCUUGUCCUUCCUGCAAAGACGAGAGCACCGUAGACAGAAAGAUGAUACCACUUACCUCCUGGGAAACCACUUUGGAAUCAUCAUGCCUCUGGACUUCGUGGGGACUUUUAGUAACCGAUGGUCCUAUGGAGUAGCCUUUGGAGCCACCGCCAAUAAGGUCAUGUUCUUGUUCUCAGAAGGCAACCAGCUGCCGCAGGUCCCACAGUGGGCCCAAGCCUUGGUGCUUCUGAUUGGAGGCAUGGAAGUCGGCCUGUCCCACUUCCCCUUCUUUGCCUGCCUCUCCUCGGAGUUCCGCCUGGUCAGCUCGGUCCUUGGCUUCAGCUACUCCCUCCUCUGGUUUGUUGUCACUGUGCUGCAAAUCUCACAGUGUCCCCAUGGUCAGUUUGUGGGGAGGUAUGAGUCCCUCGUGUUCUACUGGCCGUCGCUGCUGUGCCUGGUUUUCCUGCUGGGCCGCUUCCUGCACAUGUUUGUCAAGGCGCUGAGGGUGCACUUGCGCUGGGAGCCCCAGGAGGAAGAGAAGCCUGUGCUUCUGGAAGCCCACCAGGCCGAGCACGUCAAGCAGCUGCUGAGGAAGGCCCAGCCACAAGAAGGAAAAAAGUCUUGGUUUCAAACCAGGGUGUAUGAGUGGGAUCCCUGCUUCCAGUUCCCAAGCAGAAUGAUUGGAACCAUUGUGUUGGCUUUCAUCUGCCUGUACCUUUUCAUUGUCAUUGAGUUCUGCGUGUUCGUGUAUGUGAGAGACAAGCUGGAUGAGUUUGAAAGCGACCUGGAGAACUACAUCACUAACAUGAACCAGACGGGGGUCCUGACCCCGUUCAUCCAGCAGGUGCAAGAGCUGCUCAGCGUGGCCAAAGGAGUCUGGGUGGUGACCAUCUUACCUGCCUCGCUCACGUGUGUGAGCUAUCUGUUCCACAUCCUGGUCUGUUACAGAAAACACAUGAAGAGACUGUGGGCAGGUAAUAAACACUUCCUCCCUUCAAAGUUUCGUGAUCCUUCCCCAUCUGAGAGUGUGGCAGCCAUCGCAAGGUACUCUGGCUGGCAGAUAGCCUACAUUCUGUGGGGCUACCUCAUCAUCCACGUGAUGCAGAGCCUGUGUGGCAUGAUGAUCAUGUACGGCCUGGUGCUUCCCAUUACCCACGACCGAGGUCUGGAGAUGCUUCAAGGGCUGGGCCUGGGGCUCCUCACCAUAUCCAUUGUCGUGGGUCUCAUGAUCCUGCAAGUGUGGAUUGCUGCCAGCUUCUUCCUGCAACCCAAACUGGGCACAGCCGACAAGCAGAAGCCCUUGGCUCUCAACAACAGGAAAGCCUUCCACAACUUCAACUACUUCCUCUUCUUCUACAAUGUUCUGCUCGGCCUGGGUGCUUGCCUCUCCAGGCUGCUCAUCAGUUGCAUUCUGGGCACGUGGCUGAUUGCGCGCAUUGACAGGACCAUCAUGCAGAGCGGCUAUGAGAGAGCAGACAUGGGGUUCAGUGCUUGGGUCGGCAUGCUUUAUGUGGACCAUUAUCACACCAACCCUGUGCUCGUCAGCUUUUGUCACAUCCUGCUCACAGACCACGAGGAGAGGAAGCUGCAGAAGACUACCUACCAGUCAGCAGGUCCUCACAUCUCAGCUAGAGCCAGGACGAGGUGGCUCCUGCUGCAGACCCUGAUCAAUAACCCCAGACUCACCGUACUUAGAAAAUCAAAAUCAGUGCGUGGUUCCCAGGAGUUCACCCAGACUCUGCUGAUGUGCCCAGACUGCUGACACCGGCCACCAGCAACUACUCUGAGACCAGACCCAGCCAGCCAUCUGCUCCCAAGAGAAGGCUCCAUCUAACCAGCUGCUAUUCCCUGCAGUGGGCUGAGAUGGCACAGGCCCUGUGUACAGAUAUGGUAGACAAUGUGGGUCACCUGUGGGAUGGGCACCUAGUCUGAGGGUUGAAGUCUCAGGACUUCAUCAAACAAAAAAAGGUGGGGGGAGGGAGAUUUAAAAAAAUACUAAAGAAUAGUCUAUUGAACAAACUGUGGCCUUUGGUGACUUCCAGUGUUCCCUAAGGGUAGGCAGCUGGGUGUUGCCUGUGAAGAAGCACUGUCUGACUCCAAGGCAGAACUUUGUCACUGAAGAAGUAGUAUCUUUGGUAGUAUCUUUUAAAGAUACUACCAAAGGUGCAUAAAUAUCAUACGACUCAACAAUUCCAGUAUUAAGUACACCCCUAGCAGAAAUGCCAACUAGGUCCACCAUGCAAAAGAAUGGUCAGAGCAGCAUUACUGGUAUGGUCCCAAACUGGAAAAAAAAAAUCCCCAAUGUGCAUUAUGAGUAGAAAGGAUAAAUACAGUGGAGUAUAUUAUUAAUAACUGGAUACCAUACUACAGUCACAUUUUAAGAGAAGUAUGUGAAAGGGUUUGGCCCAGGCUGGAUACUGUAGCCGGUAAAGCCAAGGAGCUCCUACCUCCCCCACGCCUAGGAAUCUUCCUCUGGCGCCAAACUAAGACCAGUAGGCUACCUGUGCAUCCCUAAUGCCCCUUAGGUUCCACCCCAAGCCAAGGCUACUUAUGUGCCUCACUCCACGUGUUCCGCGGAGAGAUCGCCGACCUAGGGUGGAGAUGCCACGCCCCAGGGGGUCCGGGGUGUCUCUCCCACAUUCUCAAAAUAAAAGUCAUUUACAUUUCA
Cavia porcellus (domestic guinea pig) is the source of this 3180-nucleotide messenger RNA. Its product is annotated as stimulated by retinoic acid gene 6 protein-like. Gene Ontology annotation, biological process: vitamin A import into cell. The transcript has 19 exons. NCBI's taxonomy places the organism in Eukaryota, Metazoa, Chordata, Mammalia, Rodentia, Caviidae. The record is from RefSeq and is a predicted model, not a curated record. Gene Ontology annotation, cellular component: plasma membrane. The coding region runs from base 391 to 2274 and encodes 627 amino acids. Gene Ontology annotation, molecular function: signaling receptor activity; retinol transmembrane transporter activity.